Molecule: messenger RNA, 1309 nt
Organism: Chaetura pelagica (chimney swift)
Lineage: Eukaryota; Metazoa; Chordata; Aves; Apodiformes; Apodidae
Product: regucalcin-like
Exons: 6
Coding region: 1-900 (299 amino acids)
Biological process (GO): L-ascorbic acid biosynthetic process
Molecular function (GO): enzyme regulator activity; gluconolactonase activity; calcium ion binding
Source: RefSeq, a predicted model, not a curated record
AUGUCCUCCAUCAAAAUCGAAUCUGUUGUGAAGGAGAAGAACAGGAUGGGAGAGUGCCCUGUCUGGGAAGAAAGGGAGAGUGCACUUGUCUACGUGGACAUCAACUCACAGAAAGUUUGCCGCUGGAGCCCACUCACCAACGAGGUGCAGAGCGUGUCUGUGGAUUCCCGUGUGGGCUCGGUGGCGCUGCGGCAGCGCGGGGGCUACGUCCUUGCCCUGGGGAGAAGGUUUGCCUGCCUGGACUGGGACACUCAGGCUGUCACCACUAUCCUCGAGCUCGAGCAGGAUAAGCCCAACAACAGGUUCAAUGAUGGGAAAGUGGAUCCGAAGGGCAGGUUUUUUGCUGGUACGAUGGCCGAAGAGACGGCACCCGGGGUCCGAGCGAGGCGGCAAGGAGCUCUCUACACCCUUUUCCCUGACCAUUCAGUAAUCAAACAGUUAGACCAGGUGGACAUCUCCAAUGGUCUGGACUGGUCCUUGGACCACAGGACCUUUUUUCACAUCGAUAGCCUGGCAUAUGCUGUGCAUGCCUUCAGCUAUGAUGUGCACACUGGAAAGAUCGCCUGCCCCAAACUUUUGUACCAUCUAGAAAAGGAGGAGCAGAUGCCUGACGGGAUGUGCAUUGAUGCAGAAGGGAAGCUCUGGGUGGCCUGUAUUGAUGGCGGGAGAGUGAUCCGUAUAGACCCAGAGACAGGAAAAAGAAUCCAAACUGUGAGGCUUCCUACUCCAAGGAUCACCUCUUGCUGCUUUGGGGGAAAAGACUACUCAGAAAUGUACGUCACGUCUGCAUACGAUGGACUGGACAAGACUGCCCUGGCCAAGGAACCUCAUGCAGGAGAGAUUUUCAAGAUAACAGGUCUGGGGGUGAAAGGGAUCCCACAGAAUUUCUAUGCUGCUUGACCAUGGACACCAAACAACAAAGAAGAAAUGUCUGCAUCUUGUAGUAACCCUGACAAGGAGAUGUCCAAUGAACUACAGAAUGUAUCUGUGUGAGGAUUUCUACACCCACAUUUGAGAGCAUGCUUGCUUGGAAUUGAAGAUACUUCUUCUGUGGGCCAGUGGUUUGAUGAAAUAGGUUAGAGAGGUAAAAUUAAUAUGUGUUACACCUUGAUAGCUUUUGUGACUUUCCAUAAAUCUAUUUGAGCUCAAGAUUAGUUUGUCUGAAAUUUCUGAUGACUGGCUCUGGAUUUUCAAGUCUGUGUGGUUCCUGAAGCAGGAUCUGACUCCUGGUUUGCCUUUUCAUGUUACAGUGAUGUACCAGCAAUGACAUGGCAGAUUUUAAUAAACACUUUUAAGAGUGAUGACUUGA